AUGCGAAUGGCCGGCAAUUGUGCCGUCGUUGAUCAACUGAAGCAGUUCUUCGAACGCUGUGCUAGGAUAGAGGAACUGCCUCAUUCGUUUGAUGAUACUCUCCUGGACAGUCUCAUUGAUAAUAUUGAUCUUAGUGACCAUCAACUGGUGGAAUUCAUCACAUCCAAAUUUUCCUCAACGGAUUUCAAUACGGCUACUUCUGUUGUGAUCUCUAUUAUUCUCCGCCUCUAUGCGAAAUACUGCCAGUCGCUGAACACUGACGACGGGAGAGUGGCUGAACAACUGGGCCGAUCAGAGAACACUAUUGGAACAGAACCGUCACAGAAGUUUCCCUGUCGAUCUCUUCACUCUUUGUACACUGCCUGUCACCAUGUUAUUUUCUGGUGUGUUUCGCAUUUACCGGAUGAACAACUCAGUAUAUUUGUGCGACGAAAAAUAGAAGAUUUCUUGUGUCUGACUGAGGAUGUUGAAGUCGAGUUGAUUCUUCCCAGUGUGGUUGACUUGUUUUGUUGUACUGAUUCUGAUUAUGUGCUUAACGGUACUGCUCGAAUACUAGUUCACUUCGCUGAUCGUUUGGAUGCUGAUCAGAUCCGAUGCAUCGUCAACACUACACAGUCAAGAGGAGUCGCCGGCGACGUCGUGUAUCAGCUGGCAGCAAAAGUACGGCCCGACAUGACGUUGGCAGACGACCUUGCACUGAAUAAGUGGCAUAAUGAGACCGCAAGGUGCCAGACAAUCAUGAAGCUGGUUCAGUCGUCUCCGAAGUGA
Molecule: messenger RNA, 768 nt
Organism: Cooperia oncophora
Lineage: Eukaryota; Metazoa; Nematoda; Chromadorea; Rhabditida; Trichostrongylidae
Source: the annotation of a GenBank genome assembly